AUCCGCUUGUACACUUCCGGAAGAAGCGGAAGACAACAGUGGAUAUACCCAGCUCGUUAAACACACAUUUAAUUUGAGUUGUUUGACAACGAAUGACCUAACCUGGCAACAUGUUUUCUUUCCAGGUAUUCGACCACCCGAUGUCCCGGGGGUUUCAGAACCGUUUCUCCACUCAGUACCGCUGCUACUCGGUGUCCAUGCUGGCAGGACCAAACGACCGCUCCGAUGUGGAAAAAGGAGGCAAAAUAAUAAUGCCGCCUUCAGCUCUCGACCAGCUCAGCAGGCUUAACAUCACCUACCCAAUGUUGUUCAAGCUGACAAACAAGAACUCAGACAGAAUGACACACUGUGGUGUUCUGGAGUUUGUGGCAGAUGAGGGAAUCUGUUACUUGCCACACUGGAUGAUGCAGAAUCUCCUGCUGGAGGAAGGUGGUCUGGUCCAAGUGGAAAGUGUUAACCUUAUGGUGGCCACUUACUCAAAGUUCCAGCCACAGAGUCCCGACUUCCUUGACAUUACAAACCCAAAGGCUGUACUGGAGAAUGCAUUGAGGAACUUUGCCUGCCUGACAACUGGUGACGUCAUAGCUAUAAACUACAACGAAAAGAUAUAUGAGCUGCGAGUAAUGGAAACCAAGCCAGAUAAAGCAGUAUCCAUCAUUGAGUGCGAUAUGAAUGUGGAUUUUGAUGCCCCUUUGGGUUACAAAGAACCUGAGCGACGACCUCAGUACCAGGAAGAACCAACAGAGGAAGAGGGAGAUCCCAGCAGUUAUGCUGACAUGGACACAGGAUUCAGAGCUUUCACCGGUUCUGGCAAUCGUUUGGAUGGUAAAACAAAAGGGAUUGAGCCCAGCCCUGCUCCUCUUGCCCCAAGUGAUAUUAAAAGAGGCAUUCCCAACUACCACUUCAAAGUUGGCAGGAUCACCUUCAUCAGAAACUCCAGGCCUCAGCCCAAGAAAAUUGCAGAUGAUGAUGAUGCCAUGAACCAAUUCAUCGCUUUCUCUGGACAAGGACAGUCACUACGCAAGAAGGGCAGAAAGCCUUGAAGAAUUCCAAGUGGAGAGGCUGUUUUAUGUGUACAGACCUACCACAUCUAUUGUCUCCUUCAGCAGCAAA
Messenger RNA from Toxotes jaculatrix (banded archerfish), 1113 nucleotides. RefSeq names its product ubiquitin recognition factor in ER associated degradation 1 (gene ufd1l). Lineage: Eukaryota; Metazoa; Chordata; Actinopteri; Toxotidae. Gene Ontology annotation, molecular function: polyubiquitin modification-dependent protein binding. The transcript has 12 exons. The record is from RefSeq and is a predicted model, not a curated record. The coding region runs from base 111 to 1043 and encodes 310 amino acids. Gene Ontology annotation, cellular component: VCP-NPL4-UFD1 AAA ATPase complex.